Messenger RNA from Sinocyclocheilus anshuiensis, 1701 nucleotides. RefSeq names its product histone H3.v1-like. Gene Ontology annotation, biological process: phospholipid metabolic process; arachidonate secretion. The record is from RefSeq and is a predicted model, not a curated record. Gene Ontology annotation, molecular function: A2-type glycerophospholipase activity. Lineage: Eukaryota; Metazoa; Chordata; Actinopteri; Cypriniformes; Cyprinidae. Bases 1 to 1443 code for a protein of 480 amino acids. The transcript has 9 exons.
AUGUUGGAUAUCUGUGAGGAAGGAUUCUGUCAUUGUGAUCGGACGGUUAUAGACUGCAUCAGCUCCAACCAUCCAGUCACAACACAGGUUGAAGAUAACCAACCAAUCACAUCACAGACAGUCCCUCCCUUUGUGAUGGAUCUACCUGAUAAUGACACCUACACUAGUGAUAUGGCCAAUGGAGCAGGAGUGAAUGACACACUGAAUGAGACUUUGAGUAACUUCACCAAUGAGUUGGUGCUGUUCAACAGCUCUCAGAGCAGCAAUAUCCUGAGCACAAAGUAUCCUGCGAUAUUUCAGUCAGGUCCCGAGGAAGAGGAGAAUGAAGCAGAGGAAAGAGACAUGGACAGAAACUCAGAGAGAGGAAGUAUAGUUGAGAGAGAAGAAGAGGAGGCAGUGAAAUAUGAGGAUGCUACCAAUAAAAACACAGUAGCAGCAACUACUUUGGUGCAGCUUCCAUUUAUGAAAGGAAGUAAGGACAAAGAGAUAUUGUUUGAAGAGAAAAAGAGUGAGGAAGAUAAAGAGACUGACAGAGAGAGUGAUUUAAUAGUAAACAAGAGUGAGGAAAGCAGCGCAGAACAACCUGCCGACUUAAGCACAACCAAACCGAAAACUCAAACACAAGCCAACACAAAACCAUCUCAAGAGGAUGAAAGGCACGAGAAAGCCAGUAAGGAAGAUUUACAAAGUGAUGAAGAAGAGGGUGAAUCGGUGAAAACUCAAACCACCGUGAUCCCAUCCAGCGUCAGAGAGGCCAGUCCAUCCACGUGGAUCAUUCCAGCGAUGUUCCCUAAACCUCCCGUUUACAGCGGAUCACCAAGACCAACAGCUCACACAGCUGCACAACCAACGAAGAACCACAAGACCACAUCUACGGUUCCUCACACACCCGUCAGCACACGGACCACAACAUCAGGCCACGCUGCUGUCGAAACAGCAGCUCAUCCCCAGAAACCUCCCCGUCCUGUCCUGGAUCGCUCACCGUCAUUGACCACUACAGCUCAGCAGGAGUCUGCUGAGGAAGACGAGCAAGAGAAAGAGGAAGAGCCAUCAGACAGCUCACAGGAAUCUGAGAAAAUCGAGUCUCACCGGGUCCGGAGACGGGCGGCGCUGCUCUUUGCCUGGUCUUUAGAUCUGCAGCAGCAGCAAGGUGACUCUGAAGAAUGCAGCACUUCUUUCCUCCAGUACAGUGCAUCUGGACAGGUGUUGAGGGACAUGUCUGCUCUGGGAGAAAUGCUGUACUGUCUGACCGGACGAUGUCCACAUGAGUAUCAACACUACGCCUGCUACUGUGGACAGGAAACCCAGUGGACCAACUGGACCGGUGCUGUUUUCUGCAGCAGUGCUGUUUGGAGCAGCUCAGUGUUCUGGGCUGCAGGAAAAACAGAAAACUCAACACUCACAUCAGCUGCCACAAAGGAAAACCUCAAUGUUCAGGUGUGAGUGUGUGUGAUCGACUGCAGUGCAUCUGCGAUCAUUCGACUGCCGAGUGCAUGGCAGCUUCACACUUCAACCAUUCAGUCACCUCCUUGUGUUCUGGGCCCCGCCCACCGUGCCACCGUAAGUCUCAUUCUUCAGCACAAUCAGCCAAUCAGGACUCCAGUGAGGAGAGGAGAGCAAUGAAAUGACCCCAGCCCGGCCUCAAAUUAACACACAAAACCAAUCAAACACACAUGUUCAGCCACACACACCUGAAGAGGA